This is a messenger RNA of Notolabrus celidotus (New Zealand spotty), 484 nucleotides long. RefSeq names its product histone H4. Gene Ontology annotation, biological process: nucleosome assembly. Gene Ontology annotation, molecular function: protein heterodimerization activity; structural constituent of chromatin; DNA binding. NCBI's taxonomy places the organism in Eukaryota, Metazoa, Chordata, Actinopteri, Labriformes, Labridae. The coding region runs from base 16 to 327 and encodes 103 amino acids. Gene Ontology annotation, cellular component: nucleosome. The record is from RefSeq and is a predicted model, not a curated record. The transcript has a single exon.
UCUUACACUGAAACAAUGAGUGGAAGAGGAAAAGGAGGAAAGGGACUCGGUAAAGGAGGCGCUAAGCGUCACCGUAAAGUCCUCCGUGAUAACAUCCAGGGGAUCACCAAGCCCGCAAUCCGCCGUCUGGCUCGCCGUGGCGGAGUGAAGCGCAUCUCCGGUCUGAUCUACGAGGAGACCCGUGGGGUCCUCAAGGUGUUCCUGGAGAACGUGAUCCGUGACGCAGUCACCUACACCGAGCACGCCAAGAGGAAGACUGUGACCGCCAUGGAUGUGGUCUACGCCCUGAAGAGGCAGGGCAGGACUCUGUACGGGUUCGGGGGUUAAACUCUUCAAAGUCCACGACAACAACAACAAAGGUCCUUUUAAGGGCCACACACUGAAUCAAUACAGAGAGAAAUGUUCCUCCAGUGUGUGAUUAACACGCAUCUAUCUUAACUGAUCAUGUUUAAUAUUUCAAGAAAAGUUCAGUGACUUUAUUCUG